AUGCGCUGCAGCUGGCACCGCGCCACUCUGAGUGCGGACAAGAAGUUCUUUUCCUGCUGCCUGGCUGGACAGCGUCUUGUCGGCAGUCCAGACACGGCUUUUGACUGCUGUGCUGCCGGCCAUGACCUUGCUGGUUCAGCAGAUGUCGGCUUCCGCUGCUGUCCAACUGGCUACAGUUUUGAUGGACAGCUGUGCAAGCAGUUGUGCCAGAAUGGAAAGCAACUGGUGAACGGCAAGUGUGUCUGUCCUGAUGGUCAGGUGGAGGGGUUAGAUGGCGAAUGUGAGACGCUGACCUGUGAUUCUGGGUUGCAAACUGGAAAAUGCUACACUUUCAAGAGUGAACAAGGAUACACUCUAGGUGUCCACCGAAAUGGUAACUUUUGGGCCGCACCUGACAGCAUCGACAACCGCUGGAGUAAGCUCCAGCUGUGCAAAGACCAAGCAUGUAUCCCCGGAUUGGCGGUUAACCCGUCCGAUGGAAUUUUUAUCGUGACUUGCACGGUGACGUCGGCACCGGCGCUAAUGGCGGUGGGUGGAUGA
This is a messenger RNA of Aspergillus tanneri, 540 nucleotides long. Its product is annotated as cysteine-rich secreted protein. The transcript has 2 exons. The record is from RefSeq and is a predicted model, not a curated record. Bases 1 to 540 code for a protein of 179 amino acids. Lineage: Eukaryota; Fungi; Ascomycota; Eurotiomycetes; Eurotiales; Aspergillaceae.